CUCGCGAAAUAGCCUCUGCCUCACAAGGAAUGGAAGCAAGAUGCCAUUAGCUUGGUCAUUUACGGCGAUUAUAGGAGCUUUUGUCCUCGGUGAAACAGUACGCUUCCUUCUAAAAAAGAUCAUCCCUCGUAGGUCACCACACCACCACUAUGUAGGUGAACUGAUUUCAUCAUUCGAGUUCUCUGCUGGCGUUUUCGAAAUCGCGGUCAUUGGGAAAUACUACAGCAACUUACUUGGAUUUAUCUUCAGUUUUACGUUCCUCUUCUUGAAGAACUCAGAGUAUAUUCUGGACAGAAAGGCGGCAAAUCCGUGUGGACUGCUUGAAGGAAUCGUGAGACGAGAUGUACGUCGAUCAUGGGUUGUAGAUUUUGUAACUAAAGUCAGCUCUCAGCUAACUGGCGCUUUGUUGGCUUUUCCUUUCAUGAAACUCGUAUGGCAAUCUACAGCAAGCGAAAUCCACUUCAAACAGCUAAGCAGAGGCUUAUCAUCGAGUCUUGAGGUCUCUGUUUUAGUUGGAUUUUCAAUAGAAAUAACGGCAACGUUUGUUUUGACCAUGAUUGAUUUCCUAACUCGAGGAGGCCUUCGGAAGUUUAAUCCAUUGGUUCGUGCCGGCGCUUGCGUGUUGAUUUGUUAUGCUUUAACUGGUACCACGGGGGUUUGGAUGAACCCAGUAUUUGCCACUGUCCACACUUUCCUUUUUACAGACGCAAAAGAAGACAUUUUAGAGCAUUUCUUCGUGUUUUGGAUAGCUCCUAUUUUUGGGACCCUCAUCGCUAUCGCUAUCGACUCAAAGCUACAUGAACCCGAACGUAAAUCUCCUGCUAUCGCUAAAACUAUCUUAAAGAAACGUAAGAAACACGCCGUUUCAAAUGAAGCUGCCUCACAAAAUGGAAAAGUCACUAAUGGGAAAGCUAAUGGCGUUAGUGUGUCUAAUACCAAGGCAAGGCAGCGUAAGACAAACUACGGAGCCGCGAAGAAAUAAGCAAACUUUGUUACAUGCUCUUUGUUGUCAGCCUGCAGUCAAAACAAAUAUAGUAGUUCAAAGCUUUA
Messenger RNA from Actinia tenebrosa (Australian red waratah sea anemone), 1050 nucleotides. RefSeq names its product putative aquaporin-10. Gene Ontology annotation, biological process: transmembrane transport. Gene Ontology annotation, cellular component: cytoplasm; membrane. NCBI's taxonomy places the organism in Eukaryota, Metazoa, Cnidaria, Anthozoa, Actiniaria, Actiniidae. Gene Ontology annotation, molecular function: channel activity. The record is from RefSeq and is a predicted model, not a curated record.